Molecule: messenger RNA, 1020 nt
Organism: Parnassius mnemosyne (clouded apollo)
Lineage: Eukaryota; Metazoa; Arthropoda; Insecta; Lepidoptera; Papilionidae
Source: the annotation of a GenBank genome assembly
AUGCAUAAAUUAAUGUCUGCGCUCUGUCCGGAUGACAGCACUGACUGCGACUCGCCUUAUCACCGGCAGGUUCGUCUGCUGGCGGCUUUCAUGCCGUCGGGUGGAGCUGUGCCUCCACUUAAGGUUGAGGAACUGGGUGGUAUAGUUAAGGCCUUGCCCAACACGGCUCCGGGACUCGAUGGAGUGAGUGCGAGAAUCGUGAGGAAUGUGUGGAUUGCGGCACCGAGGGAAUUUCACUCGGUGUAUGCCAAGUGUGUGGAAGAGGGGGUUUUCCCCAAUGUAUGGAAGAACGGAAGACUGAUUGUCAUUCCCAAGGGUAAUGACAAGCCGCUCACCGACGUCAAGGCAUACCGUCCAAUAACGCUCCUCCCUGUUUUGGGAAAAUUAUUGGAACGAGUAAUUUUAAGAUGUGCUCUCGCGAUUAGCCGCGGGAUAUCCGAGUACCAGCAUGGAUUUUCUCCGGGGCGGUCUACAGUAACAGCGCUGCGUGUACUGCUCAGCACGGCAAGGUAUUCUCAGGCAUGCUACGUGCAAGCAAUAUUCUUAGAUAUCUCCGGCGUCUUCGACAAUGCCUGGUGGCCGAUGAUGGUCAAGGCCAAAAGGGGUGGAUGUCCACCCAACAUUUAUAGAAUGUUGGUGGACUACUUCACCUCCAGGCGUGUGGGCCUCUACAUCGGAGACCGGGUAGAGUGGAAGACGUCGACCAUGGGAUGUCCUCAAGGCUCCGUGCUGGGCCCAACACUGUGGAAUGUGCUGAUGGACGACCUGCUCCGACUCCCUCUGCCCGAGGGAGUAGCCAUGACUGCCUAUGCCGAUGAUGUUACAAUCUUGAUUGAAUCGGGUACGAGAGCGGGUAUCGAAUCCAGGGCCAGAGUCACUCUGGACCUUGUACGGGAGUGGGGGCUAAGGAAUCGACUGGAGUUUUCCUCCUCAAAGUCGACCACCAUGACUGUUAGAGGGAAACUUCAGCGCCCCCCCCCCCCUUUAUUAAACUUGGUGGGGAAUCUAUUAAGACAGUGA